Messenger RNA from Nannospalax galili (Upper Galilee mountains blind mole rat), 3111 nucleotides. It is a transcript of the gene Bcar3, whose product is annotated as BCAR3 adaptor protein, NSP family member. The transcript is spliced from 12 exons. Gene Ontology annotation, biological process: small GTPase-mediated signal transduction; positive regulation of peptidyl-serine phosphorylation. Gene Ontology annotation, molecular function: phosphotyrosine residue binding; guanyl-nucleotide exchange factor activity. Bases 174 to 2651 code for a protein of 825 amino acids. The record is from RefSeq and is a predicted model, not a curated record. NCBI's taxonomy places the organism in Eukaryota, Metazoa, Chordata, Mammalia, Rodentia, Spalacidae.
GCCCGGCGGGAGCGCGAGGAGCCGGGCGGAGCGCACAGCCCAACGCGGGCUCGGUGGGCAUGAGCGGCCGCAGCGCCGGGGGCAGCCGCAGGGCGAGCCGUGCGGGACGGGCAGCGCGGCGCCUGUGAACCGCAGCCCGGAGCCGGAGCGCCGCGCGGGGAGAGUUGAGGAUCAUGGCUGCGGGUAAAUUUGCAAGCCUUCCCAGAAACAUGUCAGUGAAUCACCAGUUCUCCCUGGCCUCGUCCAUGGACCUUCUGAGCAGCAAGUCCCCUCUCGCUGAGCAUCGCACAGAUGCCUAUCAAGACGUGUCCAUACACGGCACCCUUCCACGGAAGAAAAAAGGCCUUCCUCCCAUAAGGUCCUGUGACAAUGUCAGUCACAUGGGUACCCUUCCCCACUCCAAAUCCCCACGGCAGAACUCACCUCUGACCCAGGACAUCAUCCAGGAAAACCCACGGCAAGACUGGAAAGGAGACAUCUUCACCUUUAGGGACCCACAUCUUCUGGACCCAACUCUGGAAUAUGUGAAGUUCUCCAAGGAGAGACACGUCAUGGACAGGACCCCCGAGAGGCUGAAGAAGGAGCUAGAAGAGGAACUGCGGCUGAGCAGUGAGGAUCUGCGUAGCCACGCCUGGUACCACGGCCGGAUCCCCCGACAGGUAUCUGAAAACCUUGUACAGCGAGAUGGUGACUUCCUAGUUCGAGAUUCCCUGUCCAGCCCUGGGAACUUUGUCCUGACCUGUCAGUGGAAGAAUCUCGCUCAGCACUUCAAGAUCAAUCGGACAGUUCUGCGGCUCAGUGAGGCCUACAGUCGUGUGCAGUACCAGUUUGAGAUGGAGAGCUUCGACUCCAUCCCUGGCCUGGUGCGCUGCUAUGUGGGCAACCGACGGCCCAUCUCCCAGCAGAGUGGCGCCAUCAUCUUCCAGCCCAUCAAUAGGACAGUGCCCCUUUGGUGCCUGGAGGAGCGUUAUGGCACCUCACCAGGCUGGGGCCAGGAGACCAGCCUUGACAUGGGAAGGCCAAGUGUGACUAAGAGAUUGAGCCUCACUGUAAACAGUGCCCCAGCUCGAGAGCAGAGCUUUCCCCGGGGAAACCUCCUCAGGAAUAAAGAGAAGAGCGGCAGCCAGCCCGCCUGCCUGGAUCACAUGCAAGACAGAAGGGCCUUAGCCCUUAAAGCCCACCAGUCGGAGAGUUACCUGCCCGUAGGCUGUAAGCUGCCCCCCCAGUCUCCAGGUAUGACAAGCCCCUGCCCCAGCUCACCUGUGUUCAGGACUGGCAGCGAGCCCACCUUGAGUCCUGCGCUGGUUCGGAGGGUCUCUUCAGAGACUAGGGCAGGAGAAGCACUUCGGGGAUCGGACAGCCAACUGUGCCCCAAACCACCCCCAAAGCCCUGCAAGGUGCCUUUCCUCAAGGCUCCCCCUUCUCCAUCUGCCUGGCUCAACUCCGAGGCCAACUACUGUGAACUGAACCCUGCCUUUGCUGCAGGCUGUGACAGGGAAGCCAAGCUUCUCUCAUGUGCCCAGGGCAGCCACACCGAGCUGCUGACAACUAAACAGAAUGGGACAUCAGGUCCCCGGAACUCUGGCACCAACUACUUGUUCCUUGAUGGGGAUGACCAGGCCAGAUCUUGGGAACUACCACUGGCAGUACAGAUGGAUGAGGGAGAGGAAGACAAUGGCGAGUUUGUGUCUCCCCUCAUGGAAACUAUGUCCUCGUUCAGACCUAAUGACUUUGAGUCAAAGCUCCUUCCUCCAGAGAACAAGCCCCUGGAUACAGCCAUGCUGAAACGGGUAAAAGAACUCUUUACCAACAGCAGCGCCAGAGUCAUCGCCCAGCACAUGCUGAGCGUGGACUGCAAGGUUGCUAGGAUACUUGAAGUCUCUGAAGAGAUGAGGAGGAACAUGGGUGUGAGCUCAGGGCUGGAACUCAUUACCUUGCCUCAUGGACGCCAGCUGCGCCUAGACAUCAUGGAAAGACACAACACCAUGGUUAUCUGCAUCGCAGUGGACAUUCUGGGCUGCACAGGCACUUUGGAGGACAGAGCAGACACCCUCAAUAGGAUCAUCCGGGUGGCAGUGGAGCUGAAAGACACCAUGGGGGAUCUCUAUUCUUUCUCCGCCAUCAUGAAAGCCCUAGAGAUGCCUCAGAUCACAAGGUUAGAAAAAACAUGGACUGCGCUGCGACACCAGCACACCCAGACAGCCAUCCUCUAUGAGAAGCAGCUAAAGCCCUUCAGCAAAGUCCUGCAUGAAGGCCGAGAGUCCACGUGUGUCCCCCCAAGCAGCAUAUCAGUCCCACUGUUGAUGCCUCUCGUGACCUUGAUGGAGCGCCAGGCUGUCACUUUUGAAGGAACUGACAUGUGGGAAAAAAAUGAUCAAAGCUGUGAAAUUAUGCUCAACCAUUUGGCAACAGCCCGGUUCAUGGCUGGGGCUGCAGACAGCUACCGGAUGAAUGCCGAGAGGAUCCUGGCAGGUUUUCAACCAGAUGAAGAAAUGAGUGAAAUCUUCAAGACUGAAUUUCAGAUGCGAUUGCUGUGGGGCAGCAAGGGUGCAGCCGUGAAUCAGACAGAGAGGUAUGAGAAGUUCAACCAGAUCUUAACAGCCCUCUCACGUAAAUUGGAACCGCCUCCCAUAAAGCAGGCUGAGAUGUGAGAACUCGCCAGAAGACCUUGGGGUGUCACCUGAAACUUCUCCAGUUGUUUCUUUGGGAAAGUUUAGCAUCUGAUAAAGUUAUUACAUGCAAAUCUGGCAAUAUGCAAGCUUUUAAUAUCCACAGGAUAUUAAAUAUGUAAAUUAUACAGAACACACUUAUUUAUGAACUGUUUAAAAUUACUACUGAUUUUAAAUGAAUGGUAAUUUAUUUUUAAGGUAACUAUUGCUAAUGCUGAUCAGCAAAUUUAAGAGAUGAUCUAGCUAUGUUGGCUGGUUGUUGUUUUAUUAUCAUGGUAUUUGACUGUCUUUGUUUUAAUUCCAUGUCAGAUAAAUGUAAAUAGAAGCAUUUAAAAAGAAAAGCUUGAAACAUUUCAGAAGGUAUCAGUUAUAUGAUAUUCCUUAAAUAAAUAUGAAACUGUAAAUAGUCAUGAAUGAAAAUAUAUCUUUUUGUGAAACAGUU